Aspergillus fumigatus Af293 is the source of this 1842-nucleotide messenger RNA. RefSeq names its product phosphatidyl synthase. Gene Ontology annotation, cellular component: mitochondrion. Gene Ontology annotation, biological process: glycerophospholipid biosynthetic process. The record is from RefSeq and is a predicted model, not a curated record. The transcript has 2 exons. Lineage: Eukaryota; Fungi; Ascomycota; Eurotiomycetes; Eurotiales; Aspergillaceae. Bases 1 to 1842 code for a protein of 613 amino acids.
AUGCCGUACAUGGCAAAUACCAGGACAAUACCAGGACCCACGGCAAUCCUGCCUGUCGGGCCUGAAAAGGGUUUAGACGCCGGCUCCGCUGUACCUGGGCGUAUCACUAUGUCCUUGGUACUGCCCAUUAUUGGAAACAAUUACAGUUUAAUAAAUACCUUGAUCUCCUUCAUUAUCAUCUUGAUCUUUGCCUUCAUUCACCUGUUCUCUUCAUCCCCAUCUUUCCUUAUCUUCUCGGGAAGCCGUUUAGUGAAUUCUUCCAGUAACACUGAUCCGGCCCACCCUCCCCCAUAUAAGAGUGAUAUCAUCUACUUCUCUUCUCUUAUCACCCACUCAUCUCCCUCCUACGUUAGUCUUACCUUACUCUACGUCUACAUACUCUCUCGACUCUCAUCUAUAGCUACCAUGCCUCGCUUUGAUGAUGCCGACUUUGGUGUCGAGCCCGCUCCUGCCGGUGCUCGUUCGCCCAGAGAUGCUCGUGGCAGUGCUUCUGGCUCUCUCCCCAUCCCCAACGAGGCCGGCAACACUGUCGAAAUCCCUGCCACCAGAAGCUCCAUCAGUGAUGCCGCUCAGUUCAUGCACAACCUGAGCUUGUCUCCUUCGAUGCGGGAUCGUCGGGGUUCUCGCAACUCUUUCGGCACUUCCCUCCCUAUCCCCAGAUCCCCUCGUGUGUCUCGCCUAUCGUCUGUUCGUAAGGCCGACGCCGCCUCUGUCUCUCGUGAUAUCCUGGCCUCUCAGGUCCAGGACAUGUCCAAGGAGAAGGUGGCUGCCGCCAAGAACAUGGCGUUCGCUUUCGACAUCGACGGUGUCUUGGCUCACGGCAACCACGCCAUCCCCGAAGCCAAGGAGGCCCUCAAGAUGCUGAAUGGCGACAACGAGUUGGGUAUCAAGAUCCCUUAUAUCCUCCUCACCAACGGUGGUGGCAAGACUGAAGCCUCCCGUUGCGAGCAGCUUUCCGAGAUCCUGGAGGUGCCUAUCUCGACCGACCAGUUCAUCCAGUCUCAUACUCCAAUGCAGGCAUUGUCCGAGUACUACGAGACUGUCCUCGUCCUAGGUGGUGAGGGUCAGAAGAUCCGUGAGGUCGCUGAGAACUACGGCUUCAAGAACGUCGUUCACCCCAAGGAUAUCCUUGCCUGGGACCCUACCAUCUCUCCCUGGCGCACAUUCACAGCCGAGGACCGCGCCGAGGCCAAGCCCCGCGACUUCUCCAAGAUCAAGUUCGACGCCAUUCUCGUCUUUGCCGACUCUCGCGACUACGCUACCGACAUGCAGCUGAUCAUCGAUCUGCUGCUAGCUGAGGACGGCAAGCUGCUGACCCGCGCCAAGGACCCUGUGUCCUCCCGCAUCCCCAUCUACUUCUCCCAGGGUGACUUGCUCAUGCCGACCGACCACAAGGGCCCCCCUCGGUUGACUCAGGGUUGCUUCCGUAUCGCCGUCGAGGCGCAGUACAAGGCUCUGACCGGUGUCGACCUGGAGCGUGUUGUCUACGGCAAGCCCGAGCGCGCCACCUACACCUACGCCGACGAGGUGCUCAAGGCCUGGAUGGAGCAGAUCCACAACGAGAACCGCCUGCCCAAGAACAUCUACAUGAUUGGUGACAACCCGCAGUCGGACAUCGUCGGUGGUAACAUGUACGGCUGGAACACCUGCCUGGUGCGCACGGGGGUCUUCCAGGGCGGCGAGAACGACGAGCACAACCCCGCCAACUUUGGUGUCUUCCCCAACGUGCUGGAGGCUGUCAAGGCUGCCGUCCGCAAGGAACUUGGCCAGGAGUUCAAGUUCAAGUGGAACCCCAAGGUCAACCCUGUCACCCACGGCGAUGGCUCUUCCGCUGUCGAAUAA